Penicillium malachiteum is the source of this 681-nucleotide messenger RNA. Its product is annotated as MFS general substrate transporter. The transcript has 2 exons. Gene Ontology annotation, biological process: transmembrane transport. Gene Ontology annotation, molecular function: transmembrane transporter activity. Lineage: Eukaryota; Fungi; Ascomycota; Eurotiomycetes; Eurotiales; Aspergillaceae. The record is from RefSeq and is a predicted model, not a curated record. Bases 1 to 681 code for a protein of 226 amino acids.
AUGGCAGGUCUUUUUGGAAGCGCAACACUUGGUAUCGGGGGCGGUACUUUAAGUGAUCUUUUCCGUGCGCAGUAUCGCGGGAAAGCGGUUGCAAUCUAUAGCUGGUCUCCAAUUCUCGCCCCGCUGGUUGGUGCUGUCUUAGGCGGCUUCAUCUCACAAAACACAACAUGGCGGUGGACAUUCUAUGCUUCCUCGCUUUUGAGUAUCGUCAUCCAACUCUCGGGUCUUAUUUUCCUUGAGGUAACAUACCCUCCACUCUUGCUACGUCGGAAGAAAGCCAGACAGGCAAAGGCGACUGGAGCCGACGACCUCUACACCGAGUACGACCAUCUAGAUGAAGGUCGAGUGCAAGUUCUAUCCACGAACUUGUUCAGGCCUUUCAAACUGCUUGCCACCCAGCCUAUCAUCCAGAUUUUGGCCCUUUACAAUGCGUACUUUUAUGGCAAUAUCUAUAUAUUGUAUGCCAAUUACAUCGAUCUAUGGACCAAUGUUUACGGCGAGUUUAUUGAGAUUGCGGGACUGAAUUACAUUGCGAUCGCUAUUGGAUCUUCCAUUGCCGCAGAAUGCUGCACGCUCAUAAACUACGCAAUAUUUCGGAAACUAUCGAGCCGAAACGGAGGCACAGGUGUCCCUGAGUUCCGAGUCCCCAUUAUGCUACCCGCAACACUAUUUUUUAAGUAG